This is a messenger RNA of Helobdella robusta, 726 nucleotides long. RefSeq lists its product as hypothetical. NCBI's taxonomy places the organism in Eukaryota, Metazoa, Annelida, Clitellata, Rhynchobdellida, Glossiphoniidae. The coding region runs from base 1 to 726 and encodes 241 amino acids. The transcript is spliced from 6 exons. The record is from RefSeq and is a predicted model, not a curated record.
AUGUCUAUUUUGCAAGAAUCCGGAGUUGUUAUGUUGUUGCAGAGAGCCGUUGAACUGGACAACUUGGGAAAAUACAAGGAAGCAUUGCCAUGUUAUGAAAAUGGCUUAGAAUUAAUGUUGAAAGUUAUGAAGGAUACUAGUGAUGAAUCAAUGAAAAUAUCUUUGCGGGAGAAAUUUGAACAGUACAUGGGCAGAGCUGAAUUGCUCAAGAAACUACUUAAAAAAGAUAAUAAUUACCAAUCUGAGGUCAUUCAGAUUCAAUGUGAUUCAACUGGGCACAGUUAUGAACAGGUAUUUGGGAGGUAUUUGGAUGAAAGGGUGACAGAGGUUGAAGUCAUCGACCCUUACAUUAGGAGCAACCAUCAGGUUGCCAACUUUGUUAGGCUGUGUGAAUUGUUGGUGAAAAGCACUCAAAUUAAAAGAAUUUCACUUACAACUGGGAAAGAAUUGGACCAAGGUGCGGCCCAUGCUCAAAUGAUAAAAUUGUCAGAAUUGAAAGAAAGUUUGUUAAGGAGAAAUAUUAAACUGGAUGUAGAGUAUUCACAAACGUUACACGACCGUGAAAUAAGACUGAAUAAUGGUUGGACAAUUAAGAUUGGACGGGGCUUGGAUUACUUCAAAGCAGCAGAGAGCAAGUUCAGCAUAGGAAUGUAUGAUAUGAAUCUUAGAACAUGCCAUGAAACAACUGUUAACAUAUUCCACGUUAAUAGCGUUGCCAAAACGUGA